Messenger RNA from Macrosteles quadrilineatus (aster leafhopper), 2197 nucleotides. Its product is annotated as DNA polymerase delta subunit 2-like. The transcript is spliced from 10 exons. NCBI's taxonomy places the organism in Eukaryota, Metazoa, Arthropoda, Insecta, Hemiptera, Cicadellidae. Gene Ontology annotation, biological process: DNA strand elongation involved in DNA replication; DNA replication. Gene Ontology annotation, cellular component: delta DNA polymerase complex. The record is from RefSeq and is a predicted model, not a curated record. The coding region runs from base 163 to 1557 and encodes 464 amino acids. Gene Ontology annotation, molecular function: DNA binding.
UGAAUUCGGAUUCCAAAAAAUCCUAACCUCAACCAACUUCACUUAAUCAGUUACAGUGAAUCAGUAGGCCUAUUCGGAUUCAAGCAAGAAGAGAAGAUACCAAAACGACCAUUUCAGUUAAGGGUUUUCUAGUUUUAUCGAAAAAAAUUAAUUUGUCUACAAAUGAAGCUCGAAGACAGCAUGUCGCGAAAAUAUGGUGUAUUAAACUGUCCGCCUACUGAGGACAGUGCUGCUAUAUGCCAUAAGAGAGUGGAUUGUGAAUAUGUUGAUUUAUCACAGAUAUUCCGUCAGCAAUCAAAGGAUUUCUCCAAACAAUUUGCCCACAUUUAUGCUGUUCGUCUCAGCUCAUUGAGGGACCCAUUGGUUAAAAGGGCUUCUGCAAAAUGGGGUUCUGACGUUAAAGUUUGUCGGUUAGUGGAACUGGAAAAAGCAGAGGGAGAAAAGUGUGUUAUCAUUGGAACCCUCUUUCUGGAUCAACGUUUAAAACCGAGCAUUCUGAAAGAUAUUAGUGAAGAAGCACAGCUGAUUCCCCAGCCAAUCCGCACAAACUUUGUGUCUGACACGGAUACUUUGAUCCUGGAAGACGAACUACAGCGAAUUGUUCUCCAUGGGAGUUUAGAUGUCCACAAGGUGGUUACGGGAGUCGUUUGUGCGGUGUUGGGAAAGGAAGAAGCAGAAGGGGGAAAGUUCCUUGUAGAGGAUUGGUGUUUUGCCGGCGUCGAGACAAUACCUCCUCUAAUCAGCCCACCAAAGGACGAUCAGUUUGUCGUGUUGGUCAGUUGCCUAGACUUGGCUGGAGGCACAGACCUGCUCAGUACGCAACUGUUGAUAGAUUGGCUGUCUGGUAUGCUGGGCGAACCUGCGGACCAGGAACGAGCUGCCAAGGUUGUACGGGUCAUCUUAGCGGGAAACAGUGUGAGGAGUGAUGUGGAAAAGAAGGAAGAUAAAGUGACGAAAACCACAACAAUAGAAAGUUCUUCAUCUUCUCUUUCAGCAGUCAAACUCCUCGAUGGAUUUUUGAACCAGCUUGUGCAAUUCGUCGACGUAGACAUCAUGCCGGGAGAGUUUGACCCAACCAACCAUACACUGCCUCAACAGCCGUUACAUUACUGCAUGUUCCCAAAUGCUUCUAGGUUCAAGAGUCUGCAUGGCGUCACCAACCCAUACAGCUGUUUGGUCAACGGACGCCGGAUCACCGGCACUUCUGGUCAACCGGUUAUGGAUAUCAUCCGAUUCACCCGGAUGAGUGAUCCGUUGGAUACUCUACAUCAAACCCUGGAGUGGGGCCAUCUCUCCCCUACCUCCCCGGAUACUCUGCCAUGCUACCCGUUCUACGAGCGAGAUCCGUUCAUCCUGGAAGCCAGGCCUGAUGUUUAUUUUGCCGGCAAUCAGGAAACAUUCCAGACGAAACUAGUCGAAACACUCAAUGGUGAUGGAGAGGUCCACAAGGUGCGGCUAAUCUGUUUGCCAAGUUUCGCCAAAACCGCAACAUGCGCUGUUGUCAACCUCGCAAAUUUAGACUGUCAUACAAUGAACUUUGAAGUGGGAAUGCAAUAGUUCAUGAUAAUAGAAUUGUAAAUAGGUCGCUAUAUUUUUCGAAGUAUUUUUAUAGCGAAACCGUAGGGAUAGAAACGUAAAUAAAGUUGUGUCACAUUUCAAUGAUUACAAAUCGCUAGUAUUUUACAUGUAAUAAAUAACUUGUUUCAAACUUAUGUCCAUAUAGUGUACAGUUUGGUUUUGUACAAAAUAGUUGUUAGGCUUUUCUGUUAAGUGUAGAAAAGUGAGUUUAAUUCUUACAAUAAUGAAAAUGUUUAUUGUUGGAACGAAUACACCUAUGUACAGUCAACUCCAUCUUGUUUUGAAAACUCAGGAAUGGACCAUUUUUGGAGUUUAAAAAGUCAAAGCCACUUGAAGUCAACAUGAUAGUAAACUACUCAGUUUCAAAACUGCAGAUUAUGAGUGAAACAUUGAGCCAUCUAAAAUCCAAUCCAAACAAAUCUCAACAAUAGGAAGAAGUCUUCUGUAAUAUUUUAUUAUGAAUCUCCUACUUUUUGUCAGCUUUCAGAUUCAGACACAUCCUUAGAUUUUCCACUGUUAGGCCUAGUCUAAUAUUGUUCAGUAAAAUUUGCUAGGCAACAUUUAUACAGGGUGAUUGACAUAAGUGUGCCAGCCGUUUUAUUCGAAAACUAUAAGAGAU